Messenger RNA from Phytophthora infestans T30-4, 1902 nucleotides. Its product is annotated as beta-glucan synthesis-associated protein, putative. Gene Ontology annotation, cellular component: plasma membrane; endoplasmic reticulum membrane. Gene Ontology annotation, biological process: (1->6)-beta-D-glucan biosynthetic process. The transcript has 4 exons. The coding region runs from base 1 to 1902 and encodes 633 amino acids. The record is from RefSeq and is a predicted model, not a curated record. Gene Ontology annotation, molecular function: glucosidase activity. NCBI's taxonomy places the organism in Eukaryota, Oomycota, Peronosporomycetes, Peronosporales, Peronosporaceae.
AUGAGUGACGAGUUCAACGUGGCCAACCGCAGCUUCCGACCAGGUGACGACCACUUGUGGACGUCCUUGGACAAACCCGACGGUGUGAACGGAGCGUUGGAGAUUUAUGCGCACAACAUGACAAGUACCAAGUGCGACGGCGACACGUGCUACUUCUACAUCGAAGUGUCCGACGAACCGCAGACCAUCUCCGUCUACAACAUGUACACGUAUCCUCCUGGCUUCGAAGACGCGUAUUUCUACUACCGAGCUGGAAUGGUGCAGUCCUGGAACAAGUUUCGUUUCCAAGGAGGUUUGUUGGAAGUCAAAGCUCAACUUCCCGUGGCUACGAAAGCCUACUACCCGACGUGGCCUGGUAUCUGGAUGAUGGGAAACCUCGGUCGAGCCAUUUUCUCGGCUUCGACGAACCGCAUGUGGCCAUUCUCGUACAACAAAUGCGAGCCGGACGUGUUCAACCCCGAAUUCCAACGUAUCGGCGCCUGUGACGAUGAUCCUGGCUAUGAGUUGAACCCGAUUCAAGGACGUGGAGCUCCAGAGAUCGAUGUCCUGGAAGGUGGAGGCUUAGCCAUCUCUUCAUCGCUUCAGAUCGCUCCAGGAAUGCCCACCGACUUUCGUCUUUUCCCUGCGGACGCUAAAGGAGCUGAUGCGACCAGUCCGUUCUGCGUGUACUCGUACGACUGUAAAACGAAAGGAGCCAACGUCAUUGACGUACCGACGUCGUAUUUCCAGCAGAUGCGUGGCCACAAGUCGUGGUACCAAGGUCUCCGCUACGGCGCCAACAACUAUUGCCAACCUGAUGCCAGUGCCAAGCAAGACUUCACCACAGUGAACAAAUCUGUGGAAACAGGAAUCACAGACAACACAUGCACAGCUGACACCUGUCCUGCGUCCAUGGAUGUCAAUGGAGACAUGGGUCUUAUCGACAACAAGGGAAAAGCCCACUGGGGGAUCAACUCCAAUGGCACGUGUUACCCCAUCAUGAACUCGUACAUGGGUGCGUAUCUGUGCGAUCCUGACAACACAAACUCGAUGUGUACUAAGCCCCGUAACGCCAGUACACCCAAGUCCAACACUAUGAGUCCUUUUAACUAUCAGAUGGAUGCUAUCUCGUCCAACUGGCCCAUUCAUUUAGGUGGAUAUCUCGACUAUCUUGUCUACCAAGUUGAGUGGGUCACAGGUGAGAACGGCUACGUGCGUUGGAUGCUGAACGGUGCUCCGAUCUUCGAGGUCACGACUGACGCGUUCUCGAACGUCCCGCAGAACGCGAACAAGUCGAACCCGGUCAAAGUGAUGCUGGAAGAGCCCAUGUACCUCAUUUUCAACACGAACCGGAUCUGUGACGAGUUCCCCAUGUACAUGAAGAUCGACUACAUCCGACUAUACCAAGACCUGAGCGAAGACCUUCCUGCCGAUAGCUACAUGCAGCUCGGCCACAUCGAUGAGUUUUCGGACGACGACAACCCGGUCAAGACGGUGCACGGCAAGGCAUUCUGCAAGACCAAUGACGACUGUACUAUUGGCGGCAGUGUCGGGUCCUCGUUACUGAAGACGGGAACGUGUGUCAAGUCUCGCUGUGUGUGUUCGUCCACGUCGUGGAGCGGACCUCGCUACACGGAGGCUCAGUCUGAUACCUCUGAGAGCUCCAGCAGUCUGUCGAAACGUGUGUAUGGACCUCCGAUGGGAUUGUCAAUGGUGGUCGGUAGUGUCGCUAUCCUUUUGUCUAUCGGGUCGGUGUGGCUAGCGUCUCUAGUGACGGCGAAGGAGACGCAAAAGAUGCAGAAAAACAAGGACGCAGAGCGAGAAGCAAGACAGCGCGAGACUAAGGCGUCCCAACUCUCCAGUAGCGACCUCGGCUCGAGCUUUAACCAGCCCAAGGACAACUACAAGCAGAACUUUGUGUAA